AUGAGUGAACAGAAACCCGCACAACAGAAAAUUUCACUAAUAUCAUCUGAUAAUGAGACAUUCGAAGUGGAUCGGAAUGUGAUCCGAUUGUCAACCACGAUCAAUACGAUGCUUCAAGAUUUGGGAAUGGAUAAUCAAGAUGGCGGAGAUAUUGAUAUGGUUGAGGGUAUUCCGUUACAAAGCGUGAACUCAGCUAUUCUGAAAAAGGUUAUUCACUGGUGUGAAUACCAUAAAGAUGAUCCGAUUCCCCCAGAAGAUAAUGAUAACAAGGAGAAGCGCACUGACGACAUUUCAUCGUGGGAUGCAGCAAAUUAUUUGGACAUAAAGGGGCUGCUCGAUGUAACAUGCAAGACGGUAGCCAAUAUGAUUAAAGGCAAGUCACCGGAGGAGAUUCGAAGGACUUUUAACAUUAAAAACGACUUCACUCCAGAAGAAGAAGAACAGAUUCGAAAGGAAAAUGCAUGGUGCGAAGAUUAA
This is a messenger RNA of Brugia malayi, 477 nucleotides long. Its product is annotated as S-phase kinase-associated protein SKR-1, putative. Gene Ontology annotation, cellular component: nucleus; cytoplasm. The transcript is spliced from 5 exons. Gene Ontology annotation, molecular function: cullin family protein binding. The record is from RefSeq and is a predicted model, not a curated record. Lineage: Eukaryota; Metazoa; Nematoda; Chromadorea; Rhabditida; Onchocercidae. Gene Ontology annotation, biological process: SCF-dependent proteasomal ubiquitin-dependent protein catabolic process. The coding region runs from base 1 to 477 and encodes 158 amino acids.